CGCUGUCCUCUCCGCCCCGCCCUUAAUGGUGUUGCCAUUCCAAAGAUUGUCAGCCAUUUCUCAGCGAUUUCCGUACCGUCCAUAAGUACGGCGAACAGAGAAGAAGAGCUGAAAUGGAGGAAGUGGGACGAAGACUGUUGUAGGUGCUGAACCGUGCUUCCGGGGGGAUGGGAAAGAUCUCGUUAGGUUAACGAAGGUGUUUAGCUUUCGUUUUUAAGUCUUGGUGUUUGCGUUGACGCUGUUGGAAGUUGCCACUUUUUGUUGGGAUAAUUAGCGGUAAUUGACGUGAAUGAUGCACUCUGAACGGUAGCUGAUUAUAGCAGUUGAAUGGAAGACCAAUUAAUUAUGUCUGAUUUGAAAUUGAAGUAUCGCAACCGUAAUGUAAACACCUUGGAGAGGUUCGGGGACCACGGCGGUUACUUUGACCUCGUAGUAAAGCCUAUGUUACAGCAGGGCCAUGAAGGAGAGCUCUGCAGUUGGUUAAAGGAAAUGAGUUUGAUGCGCGCAGUUUCUAAUUGUCCCCACCCACAUUGCAAAGGACGUAUUAUGAUAUGGAAUCCAGCUAGGAUAAUCGACAAAUAUAACUGGGGAUGUCCCAAGUGUAACAGAAAAGUUUCUAUAAGAGUGGGAUCAUUUUUUUUGGCUAUAAAAUGUGACUUGAAAUUGUGCCUUCAAACGAUACUAGGAUGGUGCCAGGUCAUCCCUGAGGCAGUUGCUGCCUCUUACCUUAAUCUAAAGAUACAUGUCGUCAAACGUGUUUACGAGAGAUGCGCCCAAGUUGCGAGUAUGUAUGUAGCCAGGCACCCUGAGGAAUGGAGGUUAGGCGGUCAGGAUAGCGUUCUGGUUGUAGACGAAUUCCCCGGUGGCUACAUGGGGCCUGGGAGUGAGAUGGAUGCAACUGUACACAAAAGACGCAACAACAAUUCCCACACUAUACUUUGCAUAGCUGAAACCAGUGGAAUACCACCACGUAUGUGGUUGCAUAUGAUACAGGCUAUGCCUGAGCGCCCCAAUUUGAACGUCAGCAGAUGCGGAAUGGUAGAAGAAGCUCUGAAAGAGAUUGUUUGCCAUGCAGUACCAGGGAGUUUCAUUGUAGCGAAUAGCAGAGCACGAUGUUGCAGUUAUGAAUCACUCCAAGAGCUGGAACAGUACAAGGUCAUAAGUGUCGAAAAUCUCCAAAAGUUCGAUUGCCCAGGCCAUAACAAUCUAUUGAACAAUCUCGAAACUAUAUGGCAAACUGGGGUCGAAGUAUGUGAAGAUGUCCAGGAAGCAACGCAAUCCAUGGGCCAGCACAUUUUGUCGACACAUUUAUGGAGGCAAAGGUUUGGUGCAACAUCUUCGACAGCUUUUCAAUAUAUGCUGCAUCACAUUGCUGAAUGUUAUCGUUUCACAUAAUUGAUUAGUUAUUCGUAUCGGGAUUAUAUCGGGGCAUGACAGGAAUGUAAGACUUUGAUGUGUUUUUUACACAGAGAAAACAAGCCGGUGACUUGUUUAUUAUAACCAAUGUGCCUCUGUUAAUGUUGAACCAUUUGGUAAGUCAUCUACGGUGUUGAAUACCGCUCGGUGAUAACAGUCAUGAUCACGUGUGCGACAAUUAUAACGAGUCGAUUGACCAAUGUUAAAAUUACAUAUUUUAUAAAAGAUUUUUUACAAACUAUUUUUACUAUUGAAAGUUGCAACAAUUUAUCAUGAAAAUAUCGAGAAAUGAAAGUCUUCCAAAACUUUUUUGUUGGAUUCGCACAAGAUGAGACUUUGGCAACAGUGCCUUUUAUAAUAGCGACAAUGAAUCAGUGACGAUGGCAAUAAUAUCGACAUUGAUGCUUAAUAUUAAAAAUAUUAGUAAUAAGGACAAUGAUAAUUCUAAUGAAAAAAACCGCAAAAAAAAUCAUAACAACAACGGUAGUUAUGAGUAAUAAUAAUUUAUAAUAAUAAUAACAAUAAUACCCUGAAUGACAAUAACAAUAACAGUGAUUCAAUUACAAUAGCAUUGAAAGCAAGAUAUCGAGUAGUGGAGAUAGAAACGCUACACCAGUUACUUUUGCUGUUCAUGGAUUUUAUUCAUACAUUUUCAACGAAAUAAAAAAUACAGAUAUUUACUCGUA
Athalia rosae (coleseed sawfly) is the source of this 2102-nucleotide messenger RNA. RefSeq lists its product as uncharacterized. The record is from RefSeq and is a predicted model, not a curated record. NCBI's taxonomy places the organism in Eukaryota, Metazoa, Arthropoda, Insecta, Hymenoptera, Athaliidae. The transcript has 6 exons. Bases 328 to 1395 code for a protein of 355 amino acids.